Molecule: messenger RNA, 404 nt
Organism: Leptosomus discolor (cuckoo roller)
Lineage: Eukaryota; Metazoa; Chordata; Aves; Leptosomiformes; Leptosomidae
Source: RefSeq, a predicted model, not a curated record
GCAACCUGCAAAGACGCUGUGGUACGACCGCCCGCGGUACGUCUACCUGGAGUUCUGUGUCGAGGACAGCACGGAUGUUAAGGUUGUCAUUGAGGACCAGCGGCUGGUGUUCAGUUGCAAGAACGCAGAUGGUAUGGAGUUCUACAACGAGAUCAACCUGUAUGCCAGGGUCAACUCCAAGGACUCACGGGAGAAGCGCUCUGACCGCUCCAUCACGUGUUUUAUGAGGAAGUGGAAGGAGAAAGUGGCCUGGCCCCGCAUCACCAAGGAGAACAUCAAGCCAGCCUGGCUCUCCGUGGACUUUGACAACUGGCGAGACUGGGAAGGGGACGAGGAGGUGGAGAGGGCCAUGGUGGAGCAGUACGCAGAGCUCCUGGAGAAGGUGACGGCCUCGGAGUCCCAGG